AUGGUUCACAUUAUCGAAGACGAAAAGCCGGUUCUUUGUGCCGAGCAAAAGACUGUCGGUCAAAGACCUACCGGUGACAUCCUGGACUCAUACCCCGAGUAUCAGAGCACCGCAGUGCUUGAUAAACUGCGGGAGACCGAGUACAGUUACCUGGACGAGCAAGACCAUCUGUACCUGGACUAUACCGGCGCCGGACUCGCUGCCAAAGCACAAUACCAUGAGCACGAGGCCCGUCUGACCAGCCAACUGUUCAGCAACCCGCACUCGCUCAAUCCCACCAGUGAGGCGUCGACGAAGUUGGUGGAGAGGGCGCGCAUGCGCGUGCUCGAAUACUUCAACGCUUCACCCGAGAAAUACACCGUCAUCUUUACGCAGAACGCCACCGGUGCGGCGCGCCUGGUGGGCGAAGCAUAUCCCUUCCGGCGCAACUCAAAAUUCGUUCUCACCUUCGACAACCACAACUCGGUGAAUGGGAUCCGGGAGUUUGCCUGUCGAAACCAUGCGCGCACGGUGUACGUCCCCACCCAGGCUCCGGACUUGCGGGUCGACCCGACAGCACUGGUGUCAGCACUCGCAGGUCGGUGGCCCUGGAAGCGAGGCACCACGAGACAUGGCCGCCAGAAGCGUGGCCUCUUUGCAUACCCCGCGCAGAGCAACUUCAGCGGGGUACGUCAUCCGCUGGAAUGGGUCGGCCUGGCGCAGAAAUGUGGCUACGACGUGCUGUUGGACGCCGCCGCUUACCUACCCACGAAAAAGUUGCAGCUUUCGGACGGGAACCCACAGCCCGAGUUCCUAAUGGUAAGCUGGUACAAACUGUUUGGAUAUCCGACGGGAGUGGGAUGUCUGAUCGCUCGUCGCGAUGCCAUCGGCCGACUGUCGCGUCCGUGGUUCUCCGGUGGAACGGUGCAAGCCGUCACCGUCGGCAUACCCUGGCAUACUAUGGCGCAGGAUGGAAGCGCGUUCGAGGAUGGCACCCCCAAUUUCCUGUCCAUUCCCGACGUGCAUUUCGGACUCGACUGGCUAACUCGCGUUGACGUGGCGGUGAUCGAGACCAGGGUGCGUUGUCUGACGGGCUGGUUCUUGGACCGCCUGAAGUGCCUUCGACACGCCAGUGGAGCGCCCAUGAUUCAGAUUUAUGGCCCGCAGGACAAUAAGUCGCGUGGGAGCACGGUGGCUUUUAAUUUCAUUGACGUUACUGGCAAGGUGGUGGAUGAGCGACUGGUGGCGUCCGAGUCAGCCGCCGCGCGAAUCUCGUUGCGCACCGGCUGCUUUUGCAACCCAGGAGGUGGCGAGACCGCGUUUGGCCUCGACAUGCACGCGCUUCGUCCUGUCUGUCGAGUUUCUAAGACAAUAUCGGUGGACGAUUAUGUCAGAUUAGUCGGCCUGCCGUCCGCCGGUGCGAUUCGUGUUUCUUUCGGACUGGCUUCCACUACCGCCGACGUUGAUCGGUUCAUGCAUUGGGCCGAAUACACUUAUCGAGACCGGGAGACUCCUAGGGACGGAUUUCCCCCUCGUGGUCAUUGCUAG
Aspergillus melleus is the source of this 1527-nucleotide messenger RNA. RefSeq lists its product as uncharacterized. Bases 1 to 1527 code for a protein of 508 amino acids. The record is from RefSeq and is a predicted model, not a curated record. The transcript has a single exon. NCBI's taxonomy places the organism in Eukaryota, Fungi, Ascomycota, Eurotiomycetes, Eurotiales, Aspergillaceae.